AUGACCUUCUCUUUUGCCAAUGACAACGAGGAGGAGCUGAAAGUAGCUGUUAAAGAAAAGUUCGGUUAUGACAUGUACUCGGAACACGUCGGCGGUUUCAAAGACAUUCUCGGUUGGAAAUCACUUCCUGGAAUACUUCACAUAUCACUACCAGUUGCUCCAGUAUAUAUCGCCAUCCUCGUACUCAGAAAACUCACCAUUUCAAUACUUAACCUUGGAAUGGUCAUGUCAGAGAACACUCGACGUAUUCACUCGCAACUACUUCAGGCGCUUACGAUUCAAGCCUGCUUACCUAUAUUCUUCCUGCUCGCGGUCAUCGCAUACGCAGUUGAACAGUUGGAUAUCUAUCAUCAUCCAAUUCUUGAAUAUUCUUGUUUUAUGCUAAUCAGUUUUAUCCCAAUGUUGAGCCCUCUUACCUCUUUCAUUUUCAUUCGUCCUUAUAAUGUUUGGAUUAAAAGGAAGCUUCUUCGCAAGCAAAAAGUGUUUUCCAGUGUCAAGGCAUCGACAGCCACGUCGGUAGCCAGGAUCAGUGAUCUAAAUGUAAAGCUUUAG
Haemonchus placei is the source of this 552-nucleotide messenger RNA. The record is from the annotation of a GenBank genome assembly. NCBI's taxonomy places the organism in Eukaryota, Metazoa, Nematoda, Chromadorea, Rhabditida, Trichostrongylidae.